UUGGCACAGGACCACGGCGUUUCCCUUUCUCCGCGGGGUUUCGGUUGCGUUUGCCGGGGGACCCAUUGUUGUUGUUGUUGUCCGCCGUCUCAAACCGUGGAAAUUGUUGUGGGAAACAGGGAAACGUGGGAAGAAUGCGCCGCGAGGGAGGUGCUGGAAGAAGCGGGACUCCGGCUGAAGAACGUCCAGUUCGCUUCGGUGGUGAACUCCAUCAAAGUGGAAGAAAGCUACCACUAUGUCACCAUAAUCAUGAGAGGAGAGGUGGACGCCGACUACCCUGCCGAGCCUGUCAACGUGGAGCCGGAGAAAAACGAAGGAUGGUCCUGGAUUAAAUGGGAAGAUUUUCCACCGGACAGUCAGCUAUUCCUGCCUCUCGCCUGCUUGAGACAACAAGGCUACCACCCUUUCAAAGACUGCACACAGGGCACCACAGACAACAACACUGGGACAAACCGCCUUCAAGCAGGAACGUACCAUUGAGAUGGUAAACUUUACCUGUUGCACCUAAAACCUGGUGAAGCAGGACUCUAGGUAGGUUACGGUGUAAAAAACAAAUUCUGGAGAACUUUGUGAAAAAGUAGGGUGGUGUCCAAAAUCAAAUGUUAGUUCAAGAGCUUUGUUGUAUAAAUCAUUGGGACAGCAUACAGUAUGUACUGUUAAAGCUUGUAAGUGAAGGGUACAUGAAAAGUGUUUUUUAUUUUUAACCGAAUGGUUUAAUGGUUGGUCCAAAAUAGGGUUUCUAUUAUCACAAUCACAAGCCUGCGGGACCUGUGUGCCUUCACAUCUCGAAACCAGCUGAUGUGUCAUGUAAUGGUAAUUAAAUAUUUAUGUUACCCGUU
Lepisosteus oculatus (spotted gar) is the source of this 839-nucleotide messenger RNA. NCBI's taxonomy places the organism in Eukaryota, Metazoa, Chordata, Actinopteri, Semionotiformes, Lepisosteidae. The record is from RefSeq and is a predicted model, not a curated record.